AUGAGUGACUCCUAUGACAGCACGGAAGAAGAUCCAUUGAUUGAAAAACCAACAAAACCAAAACAAGCCGAAAACAAGGCUACCCCAACAAAAUGGGGUCUAAUUUCAUAUAUAUUUUGCGCUAUCGUAGGUUUAUUUGUAAUAAUAUUUGUGUUAUUACAUUAUUUUCUUAACCCCUCAGAUAAUUACUUCAUAUACUUCAAUGAUAUACAUAUUGAUCAUGAAUACGUCUAUACCAAAUCUCGCCAAAAGAAUUGUCAUGAAAAUAUUAAUCCAAAUGGACUAAAUUUCACUUUUGGGCAAUAUGGAUGUGAAGCUCCCCAUGAAUUAGUUGAAUCGUUCUUUGAAAACCUUAAAAAUAUCGCUCCAAAACCUAAAUUCAUUGUGUUUGGAGGAGAUUCAACAUAUACAUGGACAUACAAUCAUACGUACAAGACGAUACAAGAAGAUUUAUCAAGAAUUACAACGAAUCUUAAAAAUUUAUAUCCAAAAGUUCCAUUUAUUUUAAAUUUGGGCAAUGCGGAGUACGAUCCCAACUAUGGAGGCUACAAUUCAGAUAUAGAAACAUUCAUGAACACUUCAAAAAUUUUGGGAUCUUAUUUGACAGAUCAACAAAGGGAAACUUUCGAAAAAGGAGGCUAUUAUUACUAUGACUAUCCAAAGGCCAAUCUACGCGUUAUAUCCUUGAACUCCGUUAUUUACUCAAAAAGAAGAAAUUUGACAGAAUCAGAUUUAUACGGCCAGAUUUCAUGGUUAAAGAAUAUAAUGAACACAGAAUACAAGACAUUAAUACUUUUCCAUAUACAGCCAGGCGUUAACUACGCUGAAAAGAAGAAUUCUUGGUAUGAUUAUCAUAUCAACCAAAUUUCACAAGUAUUUGAAGAAAAACAACCAGAUUACUUACUAGGAGCACAUGUGCACCUUGAUAUGCUCAUGCCGUUCUUUAAUUCCAAGAAUCUUGAAAUAAUUGCUUUAAGCAAUCCAGCUGUUUCUCCGAAGCACGACAACAACCCUUCCUUCAGACUGUAUUAUAUGAACAAAGGAUUGUCCGAUUACAAGCAAUUUUACGCUGAUAUAAAAGAUAAUCCGUCAUUUUUAAAUUGGGAACUUGAAUAUCAGUUCACAAAACUUUACGAACAAUCUGAUCUAUCACAGAAGUCGUUAAAGUCUGCUGUGAAGUGGAUUUCGACCACAUCAAAAGGAAUGUGGACUUUUCUUGAACAUGUUUAUUCAAGAGGUUUUGCAAACAAUGCAUUUUAUCAGUGUAUGCUUGGUUCAGCUGAUAUUGACCAUUAUAAUUCUUGUGUUUCAUCAAAACCACAAAAUGAAAUAUUAUUAAUGAAAAAUUAG
Molecule: messenger RNA, 1350 nt
Organism: Trichomonas vaginalis G3
Lineage: Eukaryota; Parabasalia; Trichomonadida; Trichomonadidae
Product: sphingomyelin catabolic process
Exons: 1
Coding region: 1-1350 (449 amino acids)
Molecular function (GO): hydrolase activity
Source: RefSeq, a predicted model, not a curated record